This is a messenger RNA of Leguminivora glycinivorella, 2087 nucleotides long. Its product is annotated as juvenile hormone esterase-like. The transcript has 11 exons. Bases 16 to 1797 code for a protein of 593 amino acids. The record is from RefSeq and is a predicted model, not a curated record. Lineage: Eukaryota; Metazoa; Arthropoda; Insecta; Lepidoptera; Tortricidae.
UAUACAUCAAAUCAAAUGGAUCAACGCGAACGCUACAGAUUGCUCUAUUGCAGAUCUAAACGUACCUACCUACCGAACGAACAGACUUCUUUUCUCUUCAUUGGCAACUUGGAUCUUUUAACCCCCAACGCAAAAACGACGGGUGUUAUAACAAAGCCUCAGUCUCCGACCGAGCCCUCGGCCCCCGGCCCCGUGACGGUGACGCCGGCGGGCGCGGUCCGCGGCUCGUGGAUGGACUCGCGGCUCGGGCGCCGCUUCCAGGCCUACCGCGGCAUCCGCUACGCGCAACCGCCCGUAGGAGAACUACGAUUCCAGCCACCAGUAGACAUGGAAGAGUACUCUUCAGAAGUAGACGCGAGUGAGGAGGGACCGGGUUGCCCACAACCAGAACGCCCGGGCAAGUAUCCCAUGGACGAGGACUGUUUGCGGCUCAACGUCUACACCCCGGAUAACAACAGUUCACGCAAAUUGCCAGUGGUGGUGUUCAUCCACCCGGGUGGCUUCUACUCGUUCGCGGGUCGCUCCGACCUCUUCGGCCCACACUAUCUGCUAGAUCGCGACUUGGUGCUUGUCACUCUCAACUACCGCCUUGCGUCUCUCGGUUUCCUGGCUACUGGUGACGCAGUAGCUCCCGGUAACAACGGCUACAAAGACCAAGUUUCGGCGCUCCGCUGGGUACAGCGCAAUAUAGCUGCUUUUGGCGGUGAUCCCAACAAGGUCACCAUCUCGGGAUGCAGUGCCGGCUCUAGAAGCGUCAUACUUCAUAUGAUAUCGCCCAUGUCUAAAGGCUUAUUUCACCAAGGAAUCGCGAUGUCAGGCUCCCCAGUCGGAAAGGUGGCCGUGCCAACGCAACAGUUCGAGCUGGCACAGAAGCAGGCUGCUCUACUCAACUGCCCCACUAACACUUCACGUGCCAUCGUCGAUUGUCUAAAAACCAAGACCUGGCAGGAGAUUGGCAAUUCGCUGAACGGCUUUUGGAGUGGAAGCUCAGAUGCAGUAAGUUUUUGGACGGCCAUCGUGGAACCUGAUGUGGGGCAGCCUCGUUUCCUCCCAGUGCAACCUGACGAGGCUGUGCGGCAGGGCCAAUUUCAAGCCGUGCCACUGCUUAUUAGCCAAACCGAGGGCGAGUUCUUUUGGAAGGCAUUUGCUGUGACCCAGAACCAAACGCGACGAGACCUCAUGAACAGUGAAUGGGAGACGAUCGCCCCAGAAUCGUUCUCGCUACCUGAAGAAAACUCCGCGGCGGCCAGUCACCGUCUCAGACAGGCGUAUUUAGACGACAAGCCGAUAGAAGACACGCCUGAAAGCAGCGAGGCCCUUGGCAAGCUGUAUGGAGACAGCUGGAUUGGACUGAAUGUGCAUAGAAUGGCAAACCUGCUGUGCCGCCACUCUUCACAACCCGUGUGGUACAGUGCCUUUAGUUACGUCGGCAACAACAGCUUUUACCAAGAUCCGACCACCCAUAAACCCAGAGGUGCGGCGCACCACGACGACACGAUCUACGUAUUCUCACAGAGCUACCUGCGGCCGCCCAUCCAGGCGCGCUCGCCACCGCCGCCCGCGCCGCAGGACCAUCUCAUGGUGGAGCGCAUGACCGCCAUCUGGUACACCUUCGCUAAAUAUGGGGACCCGAACCCUCGUGAAGGCGAGUUACCGGAGCUGUCCUCGCUGCACUGGCCAGCUAUGAAGCCCGAGGACAGGAAGUACCUGAAGGUGGACCGCCAGUUCUCCGUGCACGAGAAACUGCACGAGGACCGGCUGCAAGUCUGGGACGAGAUCUAUCCUAUGCAGUACUAAACCUCAUAUAUUCAAUUGUACCUAUGCAAUUGUUUUGAUACUUAAAACAUUUUUUCUAUGUACCUACUUUUAUUUGUUUAACAAAGCGGUAACUAGAGCCGCUUUCAAAAAUUAGUUCAUGAUUUUCGCCUUUCAUAAUAUAGGUAGUUUAAAAAAAAUAUGAAUAUGAGAUUACGUCAUUGAGAGUUGUAAGUAGAGUUUCUUGGUCCUAAGCAUUGUAACGCCUGUCUUAUUGUGAAUAGCAAGAUUCCUCUAGUACUGCAUAAAAUGAUUACGUGUGUACAGGUCUA